This is a messenger RNA of Polyodon spathula (Mississippi paddlefish), 2471 nucleotides long. RefSeq names its product UDP-glucuronosyltransferase 1-6-like. The coding region runs from base 87 to 1679 and encodes 530 amino acids. The record is from RefSeq and is a predicted model, not a curated record. Lineage: Eukaryota; Metazoa; Chordata; Actinopteri; Acipenseriformes; Polyodontidae. The transcript has 5 exons. Gene Ontology annotation, molecular function: UDP-glycosyltransferase activity.
UGGGUACAAGAUUUGUUCAGAUAAGCAGCAGUGCACACUGCUCCACUCAUUUCUACACAAAGGCAGAUAGAGUGUUUCUUCACAGAAUGGCCCUUCCUCAAGGAUCGGGACAGUGCCUGGCUGGGGGAUUGCUGACUCUCCUCUUCCUGAGAUCCCUGGAUUCUGUGCAGGGAGGGAAGCUGCUGGUCGUGCCGAUGGAUGGCAGUCACUGGAUCAGUAUGAAGGUGGUGGUUGAGGAACUGGGACGAAAAGGACACCAAGUGGUGGUUGUUAUUCCAGAGGCCAGCUUGCUGUUGGGGCCUUCAAACCAUUGCACCACCAAGACCUUUGCUGUGCCUUACACUCAAGAGUAUGUGAAGAUGCUACAUCAAAGCCAGAAAGAGGCCAUGUUUGACCGGAAACCCUUUCUUGAAAAAAUAAGCUCAGUUGUUACGUGGCUUCAAAUUAUAUCCAAUUUCACAAGGUCUACCAGCGAAAGCCUGCUGUACAACACAGAACUGAUGCAGUACUUGAAAGAGCAGGAGUUUGACGCUGUUUUCACAGACCCUGUAAUUCCAACUGGAGCCAUUGUGGCUGAGUAUCUCUCCCUUCCCUCAGUCUACAUGUUACGUGGGACACCUUGCGGCUUGGAAUUCACGGCUACCCAGUGUCCGAGUCCGCCAUCCUACGUCCCAAGAUUUUUCACACGGAACACUGACCGGAUGACGUUUGCACAGCGAGGGAUGAAUUUCCUUGUCAGUCUGUUGGAGCCUUUAUUUUGUAAGUUUGUUUAUUAUACAUUUGAUGAUAUUGCAUCUAGAUUUCUUCAGAGGGACAUCACAGUGGUGGAAAUGAUGAGCCGCGCCUCUGUGUGGUUACUAAGAUUGGAUUUCACUCUGGAGUUUCCGAGGCCGCUGAUGCCUAACAUGGUUCUGAUCGGAGGAAUCAACUGCGGGGUGCAGAAUUCUCUGCCUGUGGAGCUGGAGGAGUUUGUGAACAGCUCCGGAGAGCACGGCUUUGUGGUCUUCACUCUGGGCUCCAUGAUUUCAGAGAUGCCACUGAAGAAGGUCAACCAGUUUGCGGAGGCCCUGGGCAAGAUCCCACAGAAGGUUAUAUGGCGCCUCACUGGACCCACACCUGGAAACCUCUCUGCGAACAUCAAGCUCAUGAAGUGGCUGCCACAGAAUGAUCUUCUGGCACAUCCCAAAGCCCGUGCCUUCAUGACGCAUGGUGGGACACAUGGAAUCUACGAAGGAAUCUGCAAUGGCGUUCCCAUGGUGAUGCUGCCUCUGUUUGGAGACCAAGCUGAUAACGUGCAGCGCAUGGCAUCCCGGGGAGUGGGCGUGGUCCUCAGCAUCCACGACAUGACAUCACAGAGCCUGCUGGAUGCACUCAACACCGUCAUCAACGACAAGAGCUACAAAGAGAACAUGAUGAGACUGUCUGCAGCGCACAAGGACCGACCUAUAGAACCCCUGGACCUGGCAGUUCAUUGGACAGAGUUUGUGAUGAGACACAAGGGAGCAGAGCAUCUGAGACUGGCAGCUCACGACCUCAACUGGAUCCAGUACCACUGCCUGGACGUGAUUGGCCUUUUGGUUGUCAUAGUGAUUGCUGUUACCUUAGUUAUGGUUAAAAUUUGCAUGUUUUGCUUUAGGAAGUGCUACGGAAGAUCCAGGAAGAAGAGAAAGUCUGAGUAAGUAAUAAUACAGGACAGAGGGUGGUCAACAUGAGAUAAUCACACCCCUAAGGGUAGUCAGGGUGUAAUGACCUCAUCUUAAUAACACCCCUGGAAUUGCUGGUUUUAAUCAAUGUUUUAAAUCCAAAGUAUAGUUUUAUGUUAUUUUCCUAAUGUACAAAUGAUCCUCAAUUGUACUGAGAAAGUCGUUCUUUUAAAAAGAAUGACAUCAAUGCUGUUUACCUUUCAUUGGUAACACAAUGAUGGAGAAACUCUGGCUUCUACCAAGAACAGAAAUUUUGACAAUUACUUUUCGUCUUUCUAGCACAGCAUCCAAAUACUAUAGAUCAUAUAGGACCCAUGAAAAUAAAACUGGAGCAUACAAUAACAGAGAUGACUAAAUACAACUGAGCAAAAAUAGCUGUUUUUAUAGCUCAAAAUGCCAGCCUCAUUCCUUCUUAGCAGUUAUAGUGAUCAGUCCUGUCUUGUGUCAUUUUCCUAUCAGUGUUCCCUCAAACCACGCAGUUGCAUAAUUAAAAUAAAGUCUCAUUAAGAAAAAAUGUCUGCCCCUUCCAUUCAGCUAGGACACACUGAAGUCCCCAUGCGGUUCGUAUUCUAAGUUCUUCUGUAGUCCUACCGCAGAACUGAUAUAGGUCAUUGAUCAAAUAAGCAACUGCAGGUGAUAAUGGUGCUGACAUUGUGUGGUAAAGAUGUCGAGUGAAUGAAUGUGCUUUUUGUAAAUCAUGUUAAAGUCUGAUUCAUUUGUUCAGAUACAGAUUUUUUAAAGUCAUUCUCGAAUAAACUCUUAAUUGAA